Molecule: messenger RNA, 769 nt
Organism: Magallana angulata
Lineage: Eukaryota; Metazoa; Mollusca; Bivalvia; Ostreida; Ostreidae
Product: universal stress protein MSMEG_3950/MSMEI_3859-like
Exons: 4
Coding region: 102-563 (153 amino acids)
Source: RefSeq, a predicted model, not a curated record
ACUUUUUUUUCUUUUGAUGCGUAAUAAAAGGAACGGUAACUCUACAUUGUUUACUCGACGAAGUGCAACGUGCAGGCCAACAUCACCGCUUUGUCUCCAAGAUGUCUACUGUUCUAAUUGCCGUGGACGAAAGUAAAUAUGCCGAAAAUGCUUUCAGAUGGUACGCGGCACACAUCCAUAAACCAACGAACAAGGUGAUACUGUUGCAUGCCAUGGAGAACAUCUUUAUUCCGGAGAUGAGGAAAUCUUCAUUUCCCUCCACAAUGAGUCCCGGGAGGAUUCAAGAACUCCAGAAAGAAAGUGACGAAAAAGCAAAGGCGCUCAAAGAAAAGUACGCCGUUAUGGCGGCAGGUCUGGGGAUUGAUGCUGAAGUCCGUGUUGAAAAGUCCGACAGUAAACCCGAACAUACCAUUGUGGACAUUGCGAACAAAGAGAAAGUCACGUGCGUCGUUACCGGAAGUAGAGGGAUGGGUCUUAUAAGGAGAACCAUUCUAGGUAGCACUAGCGACUUCAUCCUUCACCACACACUCUGCCCAGUGGCAGUAGUUAAGAUGGACGAGUAAAUGACCAGGAACAACUCAGAUUCUAUGUACACACUACCUUGUUUGUAAAACUUAAAAAUGGGUAACUCUUACUUGAUUUGUAUGUUGUUGUGUUCAAAUGCAUCCAUAGUAUGCUGGUAUUCUAAUUUUGAUUUUUUUUUAUUGAUUUAUUUAAGAUAUUUCCAUUGUGUAACUUUUUUAUAAAUAAAAUUGUUAAAAGCAUAUAA